UAGAGGAAGGAGCAGCGAGCGAGCAGACCAAGCAGCCGGAGCCGGAGCUUGAGCCUGAGUUGGGGUGUUUCUCUCCCUCCCGGAUAAUCAUGUCGGUGUCUCCAAGGUCUUGGUUUGUCGGAUCCUGAAUGGCGUUGGUCACCGUACAACGGUCUCCGACCCCUAGCGCUACGUCUAGUCCCUGUGUGUCGGAGACCGGCAGCGGAGAAGAUGAUCAGCGCUGCCAGCAGAGGAGAAUCAGUGAGAGCUUUCUGACUGUGAAGGGUGCCGCCCUCUUCCUGCCCCGUGGGAAUGGCCCCUCCCCUUCCUUCACCCCCCACUCUGGCCAGCAGCACAGCAAGCAUGCAGGUGACCUCCAGCAGCACCUGCAGACCAUGUUCAUGCUGCUCCGUCCGGAGGACUCCAUCCGCUUGGCGGUGCGUCUGGAGAGCGCCCGCACCCAGUGCACACGUUACAUGGUGGUGGUGACCACCAACGGCCGCCAGGAUACAGAGGAGAGCAUGGUGCUCGGUAUAGAUUUCAGCUCCUCUGACAGCACAUGUACUGUAGGUCUGGUGUUGCCCCUCUGGAGUGAUACUCUCAUCCACCUGGAUGGCGAUGGAGGCUUCAGUGUAUCCACGGUCAACAGGGUCCACGUCUUCAAACCUGUAUCUGUGCAGGCCAUGUGGUCCGCCCUGCAGUCCCUCCACAAGGCCUGUGAGGUGGCCCGGUGCCACAACUACUACCCAGGCAGCCUGUUCCUCACCUGGGUCAGCUACUACCAGAGCCGCGUGGCUUCAGGCCAGGCCUGCAUCAACGAGUGGAACGCCAUGCAGGAUCUGCAGUCGCACCGUGCCGACUCGCCCGUGCUCUUCAAUGAUCUGCCAACAGAGCGUGAGCGGACGGAGAGGCUGAUCAAGACACGACUCAGGGAGAUCAUGAUGCAGAAAGACCUGGAGAACAUCACCUCCAAAGAGAUCCGAACGGAGUUAGAGAUGCAGAUGGUGUGUAACCUGCGGGAGUUUAAAGAGUUCAUUGACAACGAGAUGAUCGUCAUCCUGGGCCAGAUGGACAGCCCCACGGAGAUCUUCGAGCAUGUCUUCCUGGGUUCAGAAUGGAAUGCAUCCAACUUGGAGGAGCUUCAGAGCAGCGGGGUGCGGUUCAUCUUGAACGUGACACGUGAGAUCGACAACUUCUUCCCUGGUCUGUUUGAGUACCACAACAUCCGCGUGUACGACGAGGAGGCCACUGACCUCUUGGCCUACUGGAACGAUACCUACAAGUUCAUCUCCAAGGCCAAGAAAGCGGGAGCCAAGUGCCUGGUGCACUGUAAGAUGGGCGUCAGCCGCUCGGCCUCCACGGUGAUCGCCUACGCCAUGAAGGAGUACGGCUGGGACCUGGAGCGCGCCUUCGACCAUGUCAAGGAUCGCCGUACCGUGGCCAAGCCCAACCCCUCCUUCAUGCGGCAGCUGGAGGAAUACCAGGGUAUCCUACUGGCCAGCAAGCAGAGACACAACAAGCUGUGGCGUUCACACUCGGACAGCGACCUCUCCGAGCGUCGGGAGUCCCCCUGCAAGACCCCCCACACGCUCGGCCGCUCGGACCCACAUAAUGACACCAGCAAUGGCCCCCCCUCGCUGCAGAGCUUCUUGGAUACCAUGGACUCCCUGGCCGCCCCAGAUACUGCCCACAGGGCUGACCCGCCCUCGCUUGACUGCCAGGAUGGCUUGGCCAAUCCUGUGGACCGCCCACUCUCAUCACUGCCCCAGCCGCAGGCGGCCACGGUGGUGCCCGAUGAAGGGCUGGACCGUGCAGCAGUGAACGUAGCCAAAUCUGUAUUGGUCGGGCGUCCACACCCGCCCCCAGCCCUGCAUCUCCUGUCCCUCAGUGCAGCAGCACCCCUGGACGUACCCGAGUUGCAAGCAAUCAGUAAGGAUGCAUCUGAGCUGCCUACUGCAGUGCCUGAGCAAAAACGCACAUCUAGCUAUGAGCCGGGUGUAUCCGAGCCCCUGUGUCAGAGUGUAGGAUGUGCUGCCCAAGUGCCUGAAGGAGACACUCCAGGGGCCUCCAUUGCAAACAGAUCCCCACUGGGUACUGAAAAUGACGACCCCGAAGAGACUGAUCAGAGUGGGAUUCCAGCCCCUGCUGCCAAAACGCUCCCCCCGCAGGACCCCACUUCUCCCCCAGGGACUGACAGCAUUGACUUCUUCAGUGCCCGCAAGAAAUUUGUGGGCCUUUCUCAGGGCUCUUCGGUACGCUCUUUUUCGGAGCAGGCACCUCCUCAGACGCCUCACCUCAGUGACCAUCUUCCCCAGCCACAGCUGCUACACCCCGAGGACCCAGCUGUUAUACCUGUCUCUGCUGUGUUGCAGGACGAGGACAAGGUUUUCUCUCCAGCUGUUGAAAGCAGCGAUGGUGCAGUCACGCGGCAACCCCUCCUGGAGAUCGGUCACAUGCUCACUGAGAGUGAGGUGGCCCCCACCCUUGACCAAUCAGGAUCCCACGGGCCCGAGGAGGAGGACGAAGAUGCCGAAUCGCAGCCUGAAUCACCUCGCCUAACCCCACCCCUGAUAUGCCGGCUGUCCCCUGACCGUAACCGUGACCCCGCCCCGGACAGUGCCCUGUGCCCCUUCCUAAUCCCCCUGGCUGGGAGCAGCUGCUCCCUGCUGGAGAGCACUUCCCCUGAGCUUUGCACUGGGCGUGCUGUAGUGGAAGCCUUGACUGCAUGGGAGAGGGAAAAAGAGGGAGAAGCCAGGUUGAUGGGGGAGGAGCCGAGUGAGGAGUGGAUUACCCAUGAGCCUUUGCUGACCAUGUACCGGUACACAGGGGACUUUGAUCCCUCACCCCCAAUUGGCUGCUCAGCUGAGAGCCAUAGCCCUGCACUCAGCUGCCCCUCCUACAAGGAGGUGCUGCAGCUCGAGGGGGUGACGGAGACUGAAACAGACACAGACGCCCCCCCCUGCAUGGCGACGGAGCUGCAGAACACCUGGGAGACCUUGCAGGAGUUGCGGACAUACCUGUGUGAAGCGGGGGGGGAGGCGGAGCUGGGGCAGGGGUGGGUGCAGGCGCAAAGGGGCGAAGGGGAGGUGGCCCAGCAGACCUCCCCAUCCCUCAUGAAGCGCUCCGCAUCCCUGGCCAAGCUGGGCUGCCUGCAGCUUUCGUCCAAUCACCUUGCAGACUGGAGCCCCUCCCUCGCAGAGUCACGCAAGUCAACAAGCCUAUCUGCCUCUGACCCCCAGCUGCACAACCCCCGCAAAAACGCAACUAAGAAGCUUUGCGUGUCUCCCCAGAGCCCCCACUGCCAAUCCCAUGAUGCUACUCUCCCUGUGAAUUUCAGUACGACUGGGGGCUCUGGACACUGUGACGAUCGCUCCCGCUCACCACUGCAGGCCACACCCCUGUCCCAGCAGGCCACACCCCUGUCCCAGCAGGCCACACACCCCCGACUCACUGCAGCAACAUGGCCACAGUAUAAAAUGAUGCACUCCUUGAAGAAGCUGCAGAAGUCAAGCGAAAAGAAACGGACUCCCAAUUUUCUCUACAACACCAUGUGACCCAGGCUGGGUGGGGUCUGGGUGUGUGCAUGGUGAGGUUGGGGGAGGGGCAUCCUGAGGGGUGUGUCCUUUGGGGUGAAUGCAGCCUCCAGUCCAUAUGAAGUGAAUGAGGAGUUGAACCCAGACCUCCGGGUCAGCUGGUUGAGGAGGGGGAGAUGGCUGACCAAUCCGGUGCCUGCAAUCACUACUGGACUCUGUUUACAAAAACCACAUGUCUCAUUUGGUUUGGAUGCCUGUGUCUGUCUGUGUGGGUAGGUUGGUGUUUGUAUAGAUGCAUGGAUGGUAGUUGGUGCAGCUUUCGGUUUGUAAAUGACGGUCAGGAGAGGUUUGUCUUGGACGCACUUUACUCUUGGUUUUUGAAUGUGUCCCUUUUUGAAUACAGUUUCCUGGGGAGUGUGUUUGCUACGUGUGGAUGUCAGCAGCUGUUGUACAGCUGACGGCGGUGAGGGAUUCUGCCUUCACCGUUACAUCUUAAAAUAUAAUAUUGUGCUGGCCGACUGUACAGCACAUCACAACAAUGUCUUUUUUUUAUUCUGUGUUUUUUAGCUGUGAGCAUUAAAGAGAAAAUUUUAAAUAA
Molecule: messenger RNA, 4110 nt
Organism: Brienomyrus brachyistius
Lineage: Eukaryota; Metazoa; Chordata; Actinopteri; Osteoglossiformes; Mormyridae
Product: protein phosphatase Slingshot homolog 2-like
Biological process (GO): protein dephosphorylation; actin cytoskeleton organization; negative regulation of actin filament polymerization
Cellular component (GO): cytoplasm
Molecular function (GO): protein tyrosine/serine/threonine phosphatase activity; actin binding
Source: RefSeq, a predicted model, not a curated record